This is a messenger RNA of Nerophis lumbriciformis (worm pipefish), 957 nucleotides long. The record is from RefSeq and is a predicted model, not a curated record. Lineage: Eukaryota; Metazoa; Chordata; Actinopteri; Syngnathiformes; Syngnathidae.
AUGAAGAGCUUAAUGGAAUGGUUUUUCACAUCUCUUGGUACUGUGGUUGUCAUCUACUACGGAGUAAAGCUGUUCCUUUUUAGUAGGAUGCUUCUGCCGAAAAGGUGGUUUCCACUGCCAAAGUCUUUCUUUUUGUCCAUGGGAGAGUGGGCAGUGGUUACGGGUGCGUCAGAGGGCAUUGGAAGACAAUACGCCUUUGCACUAGCUGAACAUGGGAUGAACGUGGUUAUCAUGAGCAGAACAAAAGUGAAUUUGGACAAGGUGGCCAGGGAAAUAAGCGAAACUACACAUCGGAUGGUAAAAGUGGUAGUGGCAGACUUCACGAAGGACAACAUCUUCACGGAUAUUGAGGAGCAGCUCAAGUACCUGGACAUUGGAGUAUUAGUUAACAACGUAGGCAUGGUGCCCAGUACUGUCCCUCGCAGAUUCCUUGAAGAAGAAGAUCUGGACCAGAUAAUCAUGAGUGUGAUUAAUUGCAACGUGAAAACCAUGGUGAAGAUGUGCAAAAUAAUCCUCCCAGGCAUGGAAAACAGGAGAAAAGGGGUGAUACUAAAUAUUGCAUCUGGUGUUGCCUCCAUUCCGUUCCCAAUGUACUCACUGUACGCUGCAUCUAAAAUCUUUGUGGAGAGGUUUUCUCAAGGUCUUCAGGCAGAAUACAAAGAUAAAGGUGUUAUUAUACAGGCAGUGGCACCCUUCGGGGUGUCCACUCGUAUGGUGGGCUACCAGCAAAUAAAUGCAUUCAUGCUGUCUCCACGAGACUUUGUAAGGAGCUCGCUGCAGUAUAUCCGAGCUGGGGACAAAACAUACGGCAGCAUCUGUCACAUGUUCCUGGGCUGGUUACUACUCUGUAUCCCACUCAAGAUUCUCCACACUGAGGCUGUAUUUCAAGGCCUGCAGAACUAUGUGGAAAGACAGCAAGCAGAAAAGAGAUGCAGCUCUGUAAUAAGGGACGCUUAA